AUGUCCGACACGAAAACUCUCGUUCUCGUCCUGGGAGCCACUGGACGCACCGGCCGAACGGUCAUCGAUGCUCUCCUGAAGACCGGUCAAUAUAACGUCGCUGCACUGACGCGCUCGGCGUCCAAACCGGAAGUCGAGGCACUUCGAUCGCAAGGUGUUGAGAUCCGUAUCGGCGAUUUUGCCGCGGACCCGCCCGCGAAGCUCUCUGAACAUCUCAAGGGCGUCGACGUGCUCCUGAGCACCGUCUCCGCAGAGGCGAUCAUACAACAGAAGCCGAUAUUCAAGGCUGCGGCUGAUGCGGGUGUCAAGAGGCUUAUUCCGUGUGACUUUGGAACGCCCGGUGCAAGGGGCGUCAGAGAUUUGCAUGACCUGAAACUCGAUAUCAGGGAGUACCUCCAGGAGCUCAGCGCGGCCUCUAAUGGCGCCUCGACCUACACCUUCAUCGAUAUCGGGUGGUGGAUGCAGCUCGCGGUGCCUGCCUCGUCCACGACUCCCUCGAUGCUCGGCCCGCUUAUCGACGAGUACUAUGCGGACGACGACAAACCGAUGCUCCUCACAGACAUUGACCGCAUCGGCCCGUAUGUCGCCCGGAUCCUCAGCGACUCGCGCACGGCCAACCAGUACAUCAUCAUCUGGGAAGACGAGCUGAGCCUCAAGGAGUCGAGGGAGAUCGCAGAGGCUGCCAGCGGGGAAGGCCCGACUAUCCGUGCCAGGCGUGUCGCAAUCGACAAGGACGCGUUGACUCAGCGCGCCGCUGAGUAUAAGGCAGUGUACGCGGCCUCGGGCGACUCGGGCGCACAUGCGGUCACCUCCUUUUCGGAGUACAUGAUCAGCAUCCACUUCCUCGGCGAGGACUCCCUUGCGAACGCGAAGAAGCUCGGCGCGCUCGACGCGCGGGAGCUCUAUCCCGACAUCGCGCCAAAGCGCUUCGCAGACUUUGUGAAGGCAUAUUAUGGGAACGGCGCGGCGCAUUGA
This is a messenger RNA of Fomitopsis serialis, 975 nucleotides long. RefSeq lists its product as uncharacterized. Lineage: Eukaryota; Fungi; Basidiomycota; Agaricomycetes; Polyporales; Fomitopsidaceae. The transcript has 4 exons. The record is from RefSeq and is a predicted model, not a curated record. The coding region runs from base 1 to 975 and encodes 324 amino acids.